Messenger RNA from Caenorhabditis briggsae, 2286 nucleotides. It is a transcript of the gene Cbr-cpt-6, whose product is annotated as Protein CBR-CPT-6. Gene Ontology annotation, biological process: carnitine metabolic process; fatty acid metabolic process. The coding region runs from base 1 to 2286 and encodes 761 amino acids. The transcript has 8 exons. Gene Ontology annotation, cellular component: mitochondrion. Gene Ontology annotation, molecular function: carnitine O-palmitoyltransferase activity. Lineage: Eukaryota; Metazoa; Nematoda; Chromadorea; Rhabditida; Rhabditidae. The record is from RefSeq and is a predicted model, not a curated record.
AUGUCGUCCAAAAAGAAGACGGUUCGUUCUCCUUAUCCACUUCCAACCAAAUUCCCAACGCCACUUGAACAGGCAUCUUAUAAGACUUAUAAUUGGAUCGAAAACAGUCUUUGGCCAGUGAAACCAAUUCCAUAUGUAGCCACAACCGUUGCUCUUGCUGCCACAUUACACUACAAAUAUCCAGAGAACGCGAUUCUCGAUGUUCUUCCAAAGUUCUCCUCGGAGGCUGCUGAAAUUGCAAAAACUGCUUUAGUGUCGGCCGUCGGAACCUAUGCAGGAGUAUUUACACUUCGAAAACUUCUCAAGUAUUUCUACUUCUCCUACAAGGGUUUCCUGUUUGAUAACCCAAAGAAACCAUGCCUGAAAACAAAAAUUUGGGGUAUUGUCCGACACAUUCUAUCCAUUUCCCCUCCGAUUCUGGAAUCUUGUGACCGCCUUCUCCCGAACCUUCCCGUUCCUGCUCUCAAUGAUACCAUCACCGAGUACCUGUAUUCCAUGAAACAUAUUCUGACUGAACAGGAAUUGGAAACAAUCACAAAACAGGCACAAACUUUCCUGGACGAGGAAGGGAAGAAGCUACAAAGAUACACUAAUCUCUACUCCCUAUUCACUGACAAUUAUGUGACCUCAUUCUGGCAAAAGUACGCAUAUCUGCAUGGAAGAUAUCCACUUCUCAUCAACAGCAGUGUUGCUCACUGCGAUUUGCUCCGUGAUAAAGAUUCCACAAGAGCCCAUAGAGCUGCUCGUGUCACUUGGAUCGAGGUCAUGUCUCAUUUGGCAGUGGAUCGACAACAGUACAAGCCUCUCGGGGAUGGUUUGGUGUGUACUAGACACUAUAAAAAUAUGUAUGCAGUUACUAGAGUGCCCGGAGAAAAAAUUGAUCAACUGAAACUUCAUGGAGUACAGAAACAUAUUGUGGUGGUGCUGCGUGGAAAGUAUUACAAGGUUCAUGUGGUGGAUGAUAAGAACAACAUCUACACAAUUGAACAGUUGACCAAAAUCUUCCACGAAAUGAUCUCCAGAGAUGAGAAAGAGGAAGGUGUUAUUGGUAAAGUAGCCGCAUUAACCCAUGAUACAAGAGACGCUUGGUGCAAGAACAGAAAGAAAUACUUCCUUGAAAACGAAACCAAUGCUCAAAUUCUGAAAGAAAUUGAGAGUGCAGUCUUUUUCUUCACUCUCGACGAAGAUGACAACUACGGAUACGAUCCAAAGGAUCCUGAAGUUCUUAACAAUUUCCUAGCCAACACAUUGUCUGGUGACGGAACAAACCGAUGGGUAGACAAAUCGCUCAACUAUAUUUGUUCAAAGAAUGCUCGAUGUGGUGGAACAACAGAGCAUUCAAUUGCGGAUGGCGCUGAAUUUGAUCACAUCAUGGAGAACUUUGUCUAUGUUGAUCUGGAAAUCGUCGGUUAUAAAUCUGUGGAAGAACAGGAGAAAAUGGCAAGCAUGUCGGAUAAUGAGAAGAGCUCUUUGAAAUUGGCCACUCCUUUGAAAUUCGACGUUCCCGACGAAACGAUGCUCACCGAAAUCACUCGUUGCUACGAAGCUCAUCAGGUGUCCAAAAACGAUCUUGAUCUGUUUGCUCUCGCAUUCCGAGAUUUUGGAAAAGGACGUAUCAAGAAGUGUGGAGUGUCUCCAGAUGCAUUCAUUCAGAUGGCAAUUCAAUUGGCCAACUAUAGAGAUCAAGGAAAGUUCGUUCUCACUUACGAACCAGCUUCUGUCCGCUUCUUCGCCAACUCCAGAACGGAAACUUUGAGAACUGUUAACGACGAUUCGUGUGCAUUUGUGGAAGCAAUGUUGAAUGAGAACGAAACAGUAAGAAAGAGCAAAUGUGUAGGAAAAAAAAUUAAAAUUAAAUUUCAGAAGGAUGCAAAAAUUGCUCUUCUCAAGAAAGCAUGUGAGACCCAUGUUCUUCGUAAUAAGAAGUGUAUGGUUGGACAAGGUGUGGACCGUCAUCUCUUCGUUUUGUACAUUCUCUCCCAAGGGACUGGAAUCGAGAGUCAAUUCCUUGAUAACUACAUUUCGCAAAAGUGGAAAUUGUCUACUUCUCAUGUUCCGAACGUAACAAAUCAAUGUGACGAGGACACAGAUCCAGACAACACUUGGCUGGGAGCCUGUUUCGGAGCUGUUGCCGCUGACGGAUACGGAAUUUGCUACCGCUUCGGAGGAAAUCAUGGAAUCUUUGCCAAUAUCACUAGCUACCACUCAGCAGCCAACACUGAUUCCACGAGAUUCGCUAAACUUCUAUCCGAAUCGUUCCAUGAACUCUCUGAUCUUUUUGUUUAG